This is a messenger RNA of Rhizophagus irregularis DAOM 181602=DAOM 197198, 857 nucleotides long. The record is from RefSeq and is a predicted model, not a curated record. Lineage: Eukaryota; Fungi; Glomeromycota; Glomeromycetes; Glomerales; Glomeraceae.
AAUGCGAGAAGUGGAUGCUAAUGUUAUGUGGAUUGAUAACAAUAAGUUAGACAAUAUAGAGAAUAGUAUGAUGUGGUUAAAUUAUAUAUUAGAAGACAAUGAUGCGGUGAACAAAUUGAGUGACUUUAUACAAAAAAGACAGGUAAAGAAGUAAUCGUAAACAUGGGAGCAGUGAUUCAAAAAGGAAAUGAAUUGAGUUUAUACGGGUUCUUUGGAUUUGAGUUAAUUCUGAAAAACAGUGAUGUUGAUAAAUUUAGUUUUGAAGGAAAAUUAAGAUCUGUUAAAAGUGAACGGAAAGUAUAUGUGAUUGCACCAAUUAUCGUAAUAAUUAUAUUACCAUGCAAUAUAAAAAUAGAAUUAAGAACAGAUGUGGAUAUUAUUGCAUGGUUAUUUAGUUACAGUAAAAUAGGAAGUGUGCAGAGAGAAUUAGAUGAUAAACAGUAUAUUUAUUUAAGUUUUAUUAACACGCUAUUAGAAUUAAAAAAUGUAAAAAUGUUAGUUAAAGAUGAUAAAGCUGGGAUGCAAAGGAUAAUACAAGAUGUGAAAAUACCUGCGAUAAAGAAAGAACUUGUUAGUUGUAAAGAGACGAUCGAAGAAGUGGUAAUCAUAACAAGUAAUCUGUUGGUCAAUGAGUAUGCGUUAAGAUGGAAUUACAUACCGAUCGAAGGUUCAUUAGAUCAUGGUUUAAAGAAUUGAGUUUUAAUAGUACGAAAAUAAAUAUAAUGUUAUUUGGAUUAUGUCAAAUAAGGUUGGUUGCCGUAAGUAACGAUUAUUAUAUAUCGAAUUACAACCUUUGGCGGUUGUAAUAUUAUUAACGUAAGUUGUAAAUUGGCUGUAAAUACUACACUAUUGUGGUU